AUGGCUAACCCAAGUAACAGAUCUACACCGACAAUGUCCACAGACUCCUUGGAGCAGAAGGGACAAAAUAUUACUGAAUCAAAUGCAGGCAUAAUUCAGUGUCCUUUAAGCCAGCAACACUGUAGCUCUUUAGAUGGCCCAGUUUCUAUCCUUUGGGAUAUUGAAAAUUGUCCUGUUCCGAGUGAUGUACGCCCAGAAGAUGUAGCUGGUAAUAUAAGAAUGGCUCUGCAAGUGCACCCGGUAAUUAAAGGAGCUGUUAUGAUGUUUUCUGCUUACGGGGAUUUCAACGCUUUCCCCAGGCGACUUAGAGAGGGCUGUCAAAGAACUGGUGUUAAACUCAUUAAUGUUCCCAAUGGGAGAAAAGAUGCGGCUGACAAAGCGAUCUUGGUUGACAUGUUCUUGUUUGCUCUUGACAAUCCUCCACCGUCCUCUAUCAUGCUAAUCUCUGGAGAUGUUGAUUUUGCUUCAGCCUUCAUCAGAAUGUCAUUACACGCCUUCAUUUUUUGA
Messenger RNA from Lathyrus sativus (Indian pea), 507 nucleotides. The record is from the annotation of a GenBank genome assembly. Lineage: Eukaryota; Viridiplantae; Streptophyta; Magnoliopsida; Fabales; Fabaceae.